Osmerus eperlanus (European smelt) is the source of this 1908-nucleotide messenger RNA. RefSeq names its product glutamate-ammonia ligase (glutamine synthase) b (gene glulb). Gene Ontology annotation, cellular component: cytoplasm. The record is from RefSeq and is a predicted model, not a curated record. NCBI's taxonomy places the organism in Eukaryota, Metazoa, Chordata, Actinopteri, Osmeriformes, Osmeridae. Gene Ontology annotation, molecular function: glutamine synthetase activity. The transcript is spliced from 7 exons. The coding region runs from base 171 to 1292 and encodes 373 amino acids.
CAAUCAGAGACGGAGGGAUCUGCACCCCACUUUAUAAAUCCGCCUUUGUGAAUAUUCUAAAGAAAAGGGAAUGGAAGACAAUAUCACUGCUAUCUUGUUUGCGAAAGAACUACGAGCUGUGUCAGUUUUAUACAUUUCUUCGUCUUGAUCUUACACUGGAUUCUGUCAAAAUGGCUACUUCAUCCAGUGCCCAAUUGAGUAAAGCUGUCAAGCAGCAGUAUAUGGACCUUCCUCAGGGUGACAAGGUUCAAGCCAUGUACAUCUGGAUCGACGGAUCUGGAGAGGGACUACGCUGCAAAACUAGAACUUUGGAUUCUGAACCCAAAACCAUUGAAGAUCUCCCAGAGUGGAACUUUGAUGGCUCCAGUACCUACCAAUCAGAAGGCUCCAACAGUGACAUGUACCUGAUCCCUGUGGUCAUGUUCAGAGAUCCCUUCAGAAAAGACCCAAACAAACUUGUUCUGUGUGAAGUGCUGAAAUACAACCGUAAACCUGCUGAAACCAACCUCCGUCUGUCCUGUAAAAAGAUCAUGACGAUGGUUGAAAACCAACACCCAUGGUUUGGUAUGGAACAGGAGUACACCAUCCUGGGCACCGACGGGCAUCCUUUCGGCUGGCCCUCCAACGGCUUCCCUGGGCCCCAGGGGCCGUAUUAUUGUGGGGUCGGAGCGGACAAGGCCUAUGGAAGAGACAUCGUGGAGGCCCACUACAGAGCCUGCCUCUACGCAGGGGUGGAGAUCUGCGGCACCAACGCUGAAGUCAUGCCAGCUCAGUGGGAGUUCCAGGUAGGGCCUUCUGAAGGCAUUAACAUGGGGGACCAUUUGUGGAUCGCUCGCUUCAUCCUGCACCGCGUCUGUGAGGACUUUGGAGUAGUCGCCUCAUUCGACCCCAAGCCCAUUCCUGGAAACUGGAACGGCGCUGGCUGCCAUACAAAUUUUAGCACCAAGGAGAUGCGGGAUGAGGGAGGGUUGAAAGCCAUCGAGGACUCGAUAGAGAGGCUCGGGAAGAGACACAACCAUCACAUCAGGGCGUACGACCCCAAAGGGGGUCUGGACAAUGCCCGGCGCUUGACGGGUCAUCACGAGACGUCCAACAUCCACGAGUUCUCGGCGGGCGUAGCCAACCGCGGCGCUAGCAUCCGCAUCCCCCGCACCGUGGGCCAGGAGAAGAAGGGCUACUUCGAGGAUCGCCGACCGUCCGCCAACUGCGACCCGUACGCCGUCACGGAGGCGUUGGUACGCACGUGUCUGCUGGCUGAGGAGGGCGACGAGUCCACCGAGUACGGCUCAUGAACUUGGGCGGAAUCCUCUUCCACCUUCUAAAGCGUCAUGUUCCCAUUACUGUCCAGGCCAGUCUUUUUUUUUUUUAGACACCCUGUAUAUUGUAAGGCUUCAGCAUGUAUGGAUUGUAUUGUCCUUUUUUUUUUCUUUUUUUUUAGAGUUUUACUUGACCUAAAGAGGAGAAUACUUGAUGUAGUCAUUCAUUCCUUUGUGCACGUUGUACAGUCCUUACCAUUUUAAAUAUCUAUAGCGUAUAUAGUCUACUGAAAGUUGAUCAUUCUCAACAUCCCUAUUUCAGACAUAUUGUUCCACUGUUUAGUUUCUAUGUAUGCCUUUUAUAGAUGGUUUGUUUUCUUAAUUUAGACUUGUUCUUGUGAUUGGUUUAACAUAACUAACCAAGAUACUGCCGCAUUUUCACUAAUCCAGUUUGUGCUGAUAAGAUCACUCGUCACUGCAGCACAGAGGACUCCAGAUGCACAUGCCUUCAUGACCAUUAGUCACAGUUCUAACAGAAAAAAGAUUUUCAACUACUGUUUAGAGGCAGUUAUGGUAUCUGUAGUUUGUUCUGACAAUGCAAUAACUUUAACAAUGUUUCGUUUUUGAAAUUAAAACAUUUGACAUUAUGUAC